CGAGGCAGAGGAGGAGGAGGAGGCAGCAGCGGCAGGACAGACAGACGGGGCCUUUUUAUCCAGAGCUCAAUGGCUUACGACAAGCAAUAAAUUGCGCUGUCAGCGAAUUUGAUUACUGUAUUCGUCCUGGUGCCUUCCAUCCGUGGCGGCUUUAGCAUCGACGGGGUGGUCGGCGUGGGAGGAGUCGCGAGAGGGCAACAGAGCAACAGAACGACCGCGCAACCAGCAACUGCGUCGAGCGGGGCGGAGUCGUGGUCGAUGCGCGGCGACUAUGGGCGCGCGAGGAGGAGGAGCGGGAGCGGGAGCGGGAGCGCGGGCGGUGGUGGUUCUGCGCUCUGGCCGCGGCUCGUCUGCGAGCCCGCCGCGCGUUCUGGUCGCUGUCGAGAAGGAGGAGCAGAAGAAGCUGUUCGGUCGUUGGUUCGUCCGUUCGAACGUUGCGCGCAUGGCGAACGGGAACGGAGCCGCGAUUCGUCCGCUCGCGUGAUCGGAUGAAGGACGACUGCGAGGCGCGGCUGAGAAGCACGAGCGGUUGUGUAGCGCCCCGAGCCCCGAGAGCCGCAAGGUGGUGCUCCUCGUUUUAAAAGAGUCGAAAGUGCGAGCGUCGUAGUUGUGAGGUGCGUCGAGAGGAGCAGGAGCAGGAGGAGGAGGAGAAGAAGCAGGCACGGCAGGCAGGGAAGGGGAAGGGAAGAGGGGAGGGGGGGCCGCGAGGGCGCCGGGGGCGCGACAUGGGCAUGGUGGACGAGAGGAGCCGGAGCACGUCAGCCCUGAGCUGGUUCCCGUUGGCUUCUGCGCCUGUCGUCAUGGGCAGGCCCUGGUGAUCAGGAGUUUCUGGCCGGGUUUCUGGUUUCGCAUUUUCGUUUUCGCUGGAGUUUGGCAAUCCGGCUUCGCGCGGGCGAAAUUCGGUCGAGCCAGAUCAGAUCAGAUCAGCGCCCUCGUUCGGUCGUUCGUCCGUUCGUUCGUUGGUUCGCUCGCUCGCUCGCUCCGUUUUCGAGGUUUGGUUGGCACUGCUCUUGUUUGCCUUCUUGUUUCUCUUAUUUGCAAACGAACGAAAGGCGUGGCAGACGAAUGUUCCGGGGCGCUUCCGAUCCCGAUCCUGAGAGGAGAGGUGAGGCGUAGAGAGCGAAUCCGAAACGCACCGCCGCGCGAGGAGAGAGAGGUUAGUGCGCGAGAGGUUUGGAGUGUAGAGUUCGGAAACGGGAGCUGGUUUUGGAUCAAUGUUGGUCGUGGAAUAGGAGGGAAAGAGAAGAGAGGACGUUGCGAGGGAGUGGUUUUAAAAAAAUCACAUGGGCGGCCCGUUGCAGCAGUCUGCCAGCGCGGGGCCGCACAUCUCUAGCCAUGGCGCCGAUACCGGCGAUGCAGUUAUGGCGCGCUGGUUGCAAUCGGCGGGCCUGCAGCAUCUCGCAGCUCCUUUGGCCGCUGCUGCCCUUGACCACAGGCUCCUCCCGUCUUUGCUGAUGCAGUGAAGGGAAGGAAGGACGAUUAAGACAAGACUGUUCGCCUCGAGAAGUGUAGAGCGUGGACUUUGUCCUACCUGCAGUGUCUUCCCAAAGUGAUUUACUGUGGUUAUCGUUGAUGCUCUUGUUUAUAGUUUUUGUAUAAACCUGGGAGUCGUUGUUUACAGGAUUAUGCAAGGUAUGGAGUGCAGUCCUUGGAGGACAAGCAGAAGUUAUUCAGGUUGAUAAAGACUAUUAGCAGUGGUGCCGAACCGAGUUCCGAGCCGACCACACCUCCUCCUUAUUCACGUCCAGCAAAUCGAAGUGGCAUGGAUUUUUUGUCCCCAGAGUUUAGAGGUGACUUUGGGGCCGGUAUACUGGAUCUUCAUUCAAUUGACGAUUCUGAGCUUUUCUCUGAGGUAUCAAUUCCGGAGCCUUUUCAUUCUUCCCCAUCUUUUGUACCUGUAAUCGAAAAAGGUUUUGAAAACGACUUCGAGUCAUCUUUUAAUAUUGGCAAGUCGCAAAACAAAGCUAAGUUUAAUGCUGAAAGUAGCCCAUUGAGAUCGAAUACGCUGGAGAGGGAAAGAGGAGCUGGUAGAGACAAUACCGUGGCAAGAAUCAAAGUUGUGGUGCGAAAAAGACCCAUAAACAAGAAGGAGCUUGCACGUAAGGAAGAUGAUAUCGUAACUAUCGAGGACAAUUCUACUGUUACAGUCCAUGAACCAAAAUUGAAGGUGGAUUUGACCGCAUACGUUGAAAAGCACGAAUUUGUCUUUGAUGCAGUUCUGGAUGAAUCUGUUAGCAAUGAUGAAGUGUACAACGUCACCGUGGAGCCAAUCGUCCCCGCCAUAUUUCAGCGCACAAAAGCCACCUGUUUUGCCUACGGUCAAACAGGUAGUGGAAAGACUUACACGAUGCAACCAUUGCCUCUCAGAGCCUCUCAAGACAUUCUUGGCCUCAUGCAGCAGUCAUCGUACAAGUAUGAGGGGUUUCAGCUGUGGCUUAGCUUUUUUGAGAUAUACGGUGGUAAACUUUAUGACCUUCUGAACGAAAGGAGGAAGCUUUGUAUGAGAGAAGAUGGUCGACAACAAGUAUGCAUUGUCGGUCUCAAAGAAUACCGCGUAUCAGAUGUACAACUCGUGAAAGAGUACAUAGAUAAGGGGAAUGCUUCAAGGAGCACUGGUUCAACUGGAGCAAACGAAGAGUCAUCACGUUCCCAUGCCAUACUUCAACUAGUUAUUAAAAAAAGUCCAGAUGGUAGUGACGCUAAAGCAGCGGCUCGUCCACAGGGAAAGCUUUCAUUUAUUGAUUUAGCCGGAAGUGAACGUGGAGCAGACACAACUGAUAAUGAUCGCCAAACGAGGAUGGAAGGAGCUGAGAUUAACAAGAGUUUGCUAGCUUUGAAGGAGUGCAUCAGAGCCCUCGACAACGAUCAGGGCCACAUACCCUUCCGAGGAAGUAAGCUUACCGAGGUGCUUCGAGAUUCCUUUGUUGGAGACUCAAGGACCGUCAUGAUUUCGUGUAUUUCUCCAAAUGCCGGCUCCUGCGAACAUACCCUGAAUACCCUCAGAUACGCUGACAGAGUCAAGGGACUUUCUAAAAGCGGGAGUUCCAAAAGGGAGACAACGACGGUUACAGCUCCCACAGCUCAGAGGGAGACUAAUAACUCUCCACCUCCAGCUCCAACUGUACAACCACCUCCUCAGCAGGUGCAGGAAUUUCAGCAGGAAAGCAGAGGGUCAGAAAGGUUCAUGUGGCAGAACCAGAUGGCAGAACGUGAAGGUCUUUCUGUGGGAGAGUAUACUUAUUCUGGUAGAGAAGAGAGCAGAAUGAACUCAAGCUUUUCAGGAAGAGAGGAGAGGGGUAUGAACUCAAACUUUCAAGGGAGAGAAGAUAGAGGAAUGAACUCUGGUUUCUCCGGCAGAGAGGAGAGUAGAUUGCCCUCAGGCUUUCAAGGAAGAGAGGAGAACAGAAUGCCAUCUAAUUUCCAGGGACGGGAGGAAAACAGGAUUCCAUCCUUCCAAGGAAGAGAAGAGAGCAGGAAUACCUCGUUUCAGGGAAGAGAGGAGAACCGGAUCCCCUCGUAUCAAGGACGAGAGGAAAACAGGAUUCCCACUUUCCAAGGAAGAGAUCAAGACAGCAGAAUGAAUUCGGGUUUUCAAGGAAGAGAGCAAGAUAGCAGAAUGACCUCAGGUUUCCAAGGGAGAGAACAGGAGGGCAGAAUGAACUCCAACUUUCAAGGGCGAGAGCAGGAAAACAGAAUGAACUCUAGCUUCCAAGGGCGAGAGCAGGAGAGCCGAAUGUCCUCCGGAUUUCAAGGCCGAGAGCAGGAGAGCAGAAUGACCUCUGGCUACCAAGGACGAGACCAAGAAAGUAGAAUGAACUCCGGAUUUCCUAGUCGGGAACAGGAGGGCAGAAUGAACUCUGGUUUUCCUGGAAGAGAGCAGGAGAGCAGAAUAACUUCUGGGUUCUCCGGAAGAGAUGAGAGCAGAAUGACCUCCGUGGCUAGUGAGAAGGAUAGAAUGAACUUCAGAGACAAUAUGGACAGUGGAAUCGGAAAUCUGCGGGACAUGUCAGCACCUGGGGGUAAUGAUAGUCUAGAGCAAGAAAGACAUCAGCUCGUCUUACCUUCACGAAGGAAGGGUACCAGGGAAGAUAAAUCUGACAGAAAUAGCGUUCAAGUUAAAGAAGAACUUUCAAGAGCCGAUUCCAUGAAUGGAUACCAGAGGAGAAGUAACCCGAAGGAUGAACUCAGCAUGAAUGCUUCACAGUACGCGAUGAAAGAAACGGACAGUGAACUGGAGUCUAUCCAAACAGGUUAUGAUGGGCAUAUCAAUGCGAUACUCGAGGAAGAGGAGGAAGUCAUAUCUGCACAUCGAAAGGAAGUGGAGGACACUAUGGAAAUCGUGCGCGAGGAAAUGAAACUUCUUGCAGAAGUCGAUCGCCCUGGCAGCCGAAUAGACCGCUACGUGUCUCAACUGAAUUAUGUACUUUCUCGGAAAGCGGCAGGAAUUGUUAAUCUCCAGGCUCGACUCACGAGGUUUCAACGUCACUUAAAGGAACAGGAGAUCCUGAGUCGUACAACUGGUCUUCGACAACCAUGAUGAGAUCCAGUUCACCUUGAGAUUGCUACAGAUUUGUUUUGAACCAUUAGGAUUAUUCUCAUUUAUCGAAUAAGAAGCUCGAUUACCAGGAGGAUGAGUUGGUUCAUCAAGAUUAGCCUGUCAACUGAUUAGGGAGUCGAGCAUAUUCUUGGAAGAUAUCAAACAUGUGAAAAUCAAGUCUCUUUCAGUGAUGAAGCCUUGAUGGGGAUUUGGUUGGUGAAGUUUGGGUAGAAUCCCAUUUGAUUGCAGAGGGCACUUAUUUCUGUCAGGGUUGUGCCUGAAGAUAGCGGCGCAUUUGUGCCAGAAGUGUUCACAGCCCGGAAUGGGUGUUUGGUAUGCCUUCCUGACGCUAUUCAAUCCUCCCGUGGAUUGCUAGCAUACUGCCUCGAAUAGGAAUUGACGUCUAUUGGGUAGUUUUGCCUCAGACUUUAACUUCAGUUAUUUGAAAUAGCUUGUCUGAGAGGGGAAAUGUUCAUACACUCAGCUUGUAUUAUUAUUGUACAACCGUUUGCAGAUUCUUGGUCUCACGAAGCUCCAUCUUUCCUCUGCUAAGAUGGCACCAAGGUCUUUUUUACCCACGCAAAAUAUGUGUUUGUGAGCAAACGAGAGCAAGUGAUGCCUUCAGCUUGUACGUAGCAAUGCAAACACUCUUGUUACCAAAUUUUGUUUUGCAGUAAUCUUCAUUACGUCAAAUGUCAGUGGGAGUACACCCAUAUCCAAGCGGUGGAUGCAGCCUUUUUUAUUUUCUUAAUUGAAGCGAUUGACUUCUGUGAUGUGGCACUGCGAUUCAGUGAGUAGGGACGUGGUGAGUUGAAAAUCAUUGACUUCAAUUUUCGGACCUUAAAUGAGAAAACUCAGAGACUUCUUUUGUAUAUUCUUUUAUUAUUUAUUAUAUAGUGGUAUUGCCAGAACAGG
This is a messenger RNA of Marchantia polymorpha subsp. ruderalis, 5452 nucleotides long. The record is from the annotation of a GenBank genome assembly. NCBI's taxonomy places the organism in Eukaryota, Viridiplantae, Streptophyta, Marchantiopsida, Marchantiales, Marchantiaceae.